GCAUGACGAGCUCACACAGCGCCCCACCGUGUGGACUCAGUCCGCUCCGGCAGAGAAUUUCACGCGACCGCGGACACACUUACUCUUUCUUUUUUAAUUUUGGCCAAUCUAAGUUUAAUGAAGCGGUGCCCCCAACACAAUGAAGCCGAGGAAGAGACAUGUCUUGCUGCUGUGGAUGCUGGUCUGCUCCGGCAUGACGGAGGCGAUCGAGCCCAUCAGCACCAGCAUAGCGGUGGGCAUGGCAGCGGCUCUCACCGGGUUCUUAGCUAGCUACCAGAACAUUUUCUACUAUUUCCACGAGUGCUGUCGACCUGAGUGGAUUUCCUUCAACAGGACAGGUCUCAAAGCUGACCUGGACAGCAAACUAUUCGGACAGCAUAUUGCGUCACGCAUCAUCCUGAAAGCUGUGAAUGGAUUCAUGAGCAACGACAACCCAAAGAAGCCUCUGGUGCUUUCUCUGCACGGAUGGACCGGCACAGGGAAGAACUUUGUCAGCCAGCUGAUUGCUGACAACAUUUACAAGGAGGGAAUGGACAGCAGCUUCGUUCAUGUUUUCACAUCUGAACUUCACUUCCCACAUUCGAGUCAAUUUGAUACCUACAAGUCUCAGUUACAGCAGUGGAUCAAAGGCAAUGUCACCAACUGUGCACACUCCAUGUUCAUCUUUGAUGAGAUGGACAAGAUGCAUCCUGGCUUGAUUGACAGCAUAAAGCCGUACCUGGACUACUAUGACAAGCUGGAUGGAGUUUCUUAUCGGAAAGCCAUCUUCAUCUUCCUCAGUAAUGCAGGAGGGGAGAGCAUCAUACAGACUGCUUUAGAUUUCUGGAAAGCAGGACGGGAUCGAGAAGAGAUCGAGCUCAAAGAUCUGGAAACGGUGCUCUCUCUGUCAGUGUUCAACAAUAAGAAGAGUGGCUUGUGGCAUACAAGUUUGAUUGACAAGAACUUGGUGGAUUUCUUCGUCCCGUUUCUGCCUCUGGAGUACCGACACGUCAUCCAGUGUGCCAUGGCCGAGAUGAAAGCCAGAGGACUUCAGCCAGACCAGAACGUGGCAGACCAGGUGGCCAGAGAUUUAGUCUAUUUCCCCAAAACUGAGCGAGUGUUCUCUGUCAAAGGCUGCAAGACGAUAGAGAGCAAGUUGGACUACUACACAUAAUGCCAGCAUCCGAUGGACGCAGCGCUCGAUCACUAUGUGCACUUUUUUAAAGAACAACGCUCUCAGCCAAAUGACUAAAGAGAGGAAGUGAAGCUGACUGAACUCUGUAGAGGUCCCUGCAGAGGUUUCUCUGUCUGACCUUAUGGAGGAUUUCAGCAGGCCUUCUCCGAUGUUGCAUAUCGCUUACACAGGAUGCGGAGCCUGAUGAAAGACAACAGCGCCAGUUGAAUAAAAAAAUAAUAAGACUGGAAAGCGAUCCUUUGUAAGUGAUUAAGGGGCUUGAUCUCCACUUUUAUGUCACACCACAGUGAGAGUCUCAGAGAGUUUUGUUUUCCUGAGAGCUUCUUAAUGGCUAACAGGGCGUCCUUGUGUUAGUAAAACUAUGGCAUGUCACUGUUGUGCAUUUUUUUUUAAAUGUGUACUCCAAAUAUUUGGAUUCCAGGAAACACCUGCCUUAAUUCUUUUUAAUUUCACUUUUUUUUUUAAUUAGAUCUAUUAAGGUUAUUUUACACAUAUGUCAACUGUACAUGAGUUCAUUAGCUGUCAAAAUUUGCCUUCAUGGUCACUGUUCAAAUACAUAAUGCAGAAAACACCAUGUCAAAAUAUACUGUGCAGCCACAUGCUUUUAAUUUAUAAUUUGGUAUAUAUUACAAAAUAUUCUGUUAUAUGAGUAAUAUACACUGUAAUUCAUGUGGAUGUGUGCAUAGUGAAAUAUUUCCAGGUGUAAUUUUGCCUUACAGUUAUAAUUUUAUUUCCACCGUGACUGGACUCUGUAGCUGAAUUUGGAAUCUCAGGAUCUCACACCAAACACCAAAUUUUACCAAAACUUGAUUUUUUUUGAUUCUUUAUUGUAAUGAAAUUGUAUAUAACAAAGUGGUUGAUUAUUCUGUUAAUUUUAUUUUAAAUUCAGCCAGGAUGUUUCUUUAAAACACAGUAUUCUGUACUAUAUUUUGUCUUCAAAGAGGAGGAAGUCAUACAUGGUUGUUCCCGAAUAUUGUUGUGGAAGGAAAUCUUCUGUCAGUUGAGUUUGAGCAACCACAACAAAAAAAAAUAAUGAUAUCUUUUCUAUACAGUUGCUCACAGCUACCUGCAGGUGAAGGAGCUUUUAAGUGGACUGCGAAAGAACAUUGUUGGUCUGGAUGGAAAGCCAACGUUUGCCAGCUUCUCUGCUGUAAACACACCACAAAUGCAAAAAAACAAACAAAUCACAAAUAAAAAAUGAAUUUUU
Epinephelus lanceolatus (giant grouper) is the source of this 2381-nucleotide messenger RNA. RefSeq names its product torsin-1A-like. Gene Ontology annotation, cellular component: endoplasmic reticulum; nuclear envelope; endoplasmic reticulum lumen. Gene Ontology annotation, biological process: nuclear membrane organization; protein localization to nucleus. NCBI's taxonomy places the organism in Eukaryota, Metazoa, Chordata, Actinopteri, Perciformes, Serranidae. Gene Ontology annotation, molecular function: ATP binding; ATP hydrolysis activity; kinesin binding. The record is from RefSeq and is a predicted model, not a curated record.